ACUGUGGUGGCUGUUUUUGUGGAACGGGACAGGAUUGCAGAGAGAGGCAGUGCAGGAGAGCACCUCCUAUAUAUAUAUAUAUAUAUAUACACACACUUUGCAUGAGGAAAGAGUGUUGUUUAUUCAAAACAUACAUAUAAGCCCCAUUGUCUGCCAAAAAGAAAGGAAAAAAGAACAAAGCCUAGAGUGUAUUAUUAUUUUUUUCAUUUAUGAAUUGUUUCCUAUAAAACAUCCUGCAGCGAUUUAACAAUAAAACUGUACAAACUGAAACACAUGAAAGGCUAAUAAAAAUAGCACAUGCCCUGUCCCCUAAUGUAAACUUCUGAGAGAAACAUACACUUUUUUAUCUCUCUCUGAAGAGGUCAGGGGUAUGUACGUAGUUUCCCCCUUUGUUUUUUUCAGACCUCUUGUGAUUAUUGUUACCUCAGAAUCACAAAUACCCUUGGUUGUUAACAGAAUAUUAAGACAAAUACACAUACACAGCUGUAGCCAGUGCUAGUGCUACUCAAGAGUAGACCCAUCAGAAUUGCUAAGGACCUCUUGGACUGAGGUUUUGUUGGGGGAUUUUGUUGCUGUUAUUGAUAUUUUUUGUAUAUUUAUUUUUGGAUCUUUUGUUUUAUAUGAACAUUGUUCAGUUUGGUUGUGUUCUUUUUGAUGCGUUUUAUUUAUUGUUUAGUUUUAUUGUAUUUGUAAUUAUGUAAAUAGUUUCAUGUUGUCAGCUGCCUUGAGUAUGGCUUUAACAAUGGAAAGGUGGCAUACAAAUAGUAUCUUAACACCUUUGUGUAAAUUCUGAGGCAGCAAAUAAAUGAUGUAAAUAAAUAAAUUCACAAAUACACUUGGGGUAUACAAAUUUAGCCCCCACCUUUUUCAUUUAAUCUUAAAUAUAUCCAAAGUCAAGCUCUGAAUGGUGCUGUGACUCUUGACUGCCUCUCCUCACAGACACUUGAAAUGGCAUCUGUGAUUAGUACCUCAUAAUUCUAUUUCUGUGAAGGAUUUACCUCAGGAGUCUCCAUUUUGUCAGUCUUGGUACACAGAGAUCAAGGUUCAUUACUUAAACCUACCUGUGUUGGAUAGGUAGCUGUUGUUCUCAUAUACCCCUUUUCAUAUACUUUUCUUUUCUCAGCAAAAAUGACAAUUUUAAUCCCUCAUCAUAAACUCAAACAAUAUUUUCUUCCUCAGACACAGUGACUUCUUGCUUGCUCUGCCCUAGUUUUGGCCCUCGUUUUGGCCCACUCCACAUUUAAUAAUCUGGAAUAAUCCAGAGAAUCUCUCUUCCCACUCAGAUUUUUUUAGUUCAAGGUACAAACAAUUAUAAUGUAGUAGUAGAAAUAAUAAUAAUAAUAGUAAUAUCCUAGUUUCCCCUGAUUAGCAUGCCUGCUUCAUCUAGCAAUCACUGAUGAGGUGAACAGCCCUUCAGCAAAUCUCAUUGUGUGAAUAUAAUACAGGGUGAAAACAGUGUUAAGAAAUGCCCAAUCCACAUUUUGGCUGAAAAAUCCUAUACCCACUCGUUGGGAAGUAAACCUCAUUGAGUUAAAUUACUUUCAAGUAGACUGUAGGAUUGUACUGUAAACUGUCUUUACAAUGUAGCAUCCCCAUUUCCAUCUUUUCUUAACUAUACUGUACUCUGUAUUUGGGAAGGGGGGGGGUUCUAUUCCUUCUAGGAUUCCCAUAUGUCCUCUUUUUCCAGGACACAUCCUCUUUUUCAUGGGUAUGUAAAAUGAAAGUCGUUACUGUAUAGCAAUCCAUAAUUAAAAGUAGAAGUCAACAAAUGUGUCCUCUUUUUUGCUCUUCAGAAUAUAGCACCUUACUUCUUCCUCCAUUAAACUGGCCCUCACAAAAUUGGCCAGCAAAGUCAUGACUUCUUUAGUCCAUCCCUUUUACAUCCCCCAUUUGUCUUAAUGCUUACUGAAAAAGGAUCUAUGAAUAGAUUUCUGUUUUCAGUUAAAAGCGGUUGCAACAUACUCUACUGGCAGUUAUUCCGCUCAAUUAAAUAGGGCGUAUUGGGGUGCAGUUUUAUGUCUAACCAUAUGUGUAACCAUUCUUAAUGCCCUCACAAUUCCCAGAGUUCCUUGCAGGGCACAAUGGCCAUUUACUGAUUUAGGUUGGCAAGAUAAGACAAUAUCCGUACUUUCAAUUGAAACUGGUUUAAUUGUCACACUUUCAUGCACAGUAUCCUGGUAAUUGCAGUUUUCUGAAGGCUAGUGAACUUCUAACAGAGAAUCAGCUUUUGCAGUUGAGUAAUACAGCAUGCUGAGGGAAAAUACUGAACUCCCCAUUAAGAUAUACUCUUGAGUUCUUGUUGAUUUUGGUGUCACAGUUUGGCUUAUUAUCUUGGAAGUGCUGGCAACAAGCAGCUUCAUACCUGCGACUUUUAAAUCUCAUUAUAUCCAUCUUAAGAUGCAGAAGAUGCUUAACCCUCCUUUAGUGAUUCCACACUAUUUAAUAUUACAAUUCAGAUGUAUCCACCAGUAACACUUUACAUAUUUUAAAAACUUUGUCUUUUAAAUGCCUCUUUGAGGUAAUCUGAUUCAGUCAUUAAAAAAAAAGCCCACUAAUCCAUUUUCAAUGGGCAAUGAAUUAUUUAACACUGUAUUUGAGGGAAGAAUAUACUAUUGAUAGUUGCCUAGGAGGCAUAAUUGGGCUGCAUCUUGCUGCCUAAGACAGCUGGAAGUUUCUGUUUCUUUCCAAGUUAGAAUUUUUAAAUAUGGAAAUAGGGCACCUUAACUUUCGAAGGGUCUAUAGGAAAAAAUAACUAGAAGUUAAAAGGGAAGACUUUCAGAAUAUAUUAGCUGGAUACACUUUAUCCAUGUUUAAAAAAUAAUAAUAAUCAAAAGUUGUGAAAUAACCACAGUUCUGUUUGUUAUGUAUUAUCCCCAGACAGCAUUCAUUUAUUUUCACUUAUCUAAGAUAUGCCAGAGAUGGCCUGAUGGAUGAAAAGUACGUAAAAAAGAAAGCCCAACAAAACACAACACUGAUAUCUGUCAGUGAAUAUGAGUACAGUCCAAGGAAAACAGCUUUGAGAACUGACAUUACAAAGGGCUUUUAGGCACACUGUCAGUGUACUGAUUGUGACUCCUUUUUGAUGCCAGUAUGUGUGAGGCUUAGAAGUUUUGAACAUCCCACAAAAAGUCAUUUUUACUUUACAAUCUGGGUUUUAAAAUGAAUGUUUUACAAUAUACCAGAAAGUCACUAAGGAACCACAACACUUUUUGGCUUCUUGGUGCUGCAGACUUAUGGCAGACAAUUUUUAGAAUUCAGCUUUUGUUAACUCCUAAAAACCCUUUUACUGUUUUUAUUGGUUUCUGCUGUUCAUUUUUUGGGGGGGAAAAAUUAUUGCUGCUGCCAUCAGUAGUUCCUUAAUCCUUUUUAUCUUUUUAGAAAUACUGAAUGCCAGGAGAAUAAACAUAAAGGAAUAGGCUGAGUGGGUGGUGCUAGUGAUAGGGUAGGGGCAGACAAAUGCCUUCCCCCAAAAUUCCCUGUACAGUGUCUGCGCACUGUCUGAAUUAGAAAUAUAGAAUGUCAACAGAAUGUGAACUGUUUCAAAAUGUCUAAGUUUGUAAUAAAUUCAAAGAGCUGCUGUAGGCUAGUCCAGAGGCUUGGGCUAGAGUGCAUUUGGGGAGGGGGGCUUUUGAGUCUUUCUCUUUGAGAAACAUAAAUUCUUCAGGCACAUGGAACCAAUUGCAAAGUUCUUUGGAUACUGGGCACAGCUUCUUGCUGUGGUAAUUUUAACUUUUCUUGAGAUGGAAUUUGAUUUUUAAAAAAAUAAAAAGAAAGAAGCAGAAGCAGAUAGUUUCUUUAAUAUAUAUAUAUAAUUUAUAACAUUUUUGCCCCAUCCUACCUCCUGGGAGUUCAGAACUGUAGACAGUAGGUGCCUUUAUCUUGAUUUCAUUUAACAUUUAAAAGUUGACUAGGUUGGUAAGAGACUGUGGUUUACUUAUUUAGCUUCAUGGUAUAACUGAAGAUUUGACCCCAGACUUUUCUAAUCUCAAGUCCAAUAGUCCAUGCACAAGAGGAGCUGGAUUGUUUUACACAAAAUUGAACAAUAGGGCAAGAUGAGAGCUGAUGGAUAGAAAAAUGACGUAGGGGCCAAAGCUGAUGCAAUGCACUUCCCUCAUGGGAGAAUAUCCACCAAGAAUAUCCACAGAUAAAAAGCAUCAAAGUAGUCAUGUGAAAUCCGUAUAGGUCAUUACUGUUCUGUAUUUACUACUUUUGCACAUCUUGAAAUCUGUUCAGAAACUGCCGCACACAUAUCAUGUUUAUCAUGAGCCAAUUUCAAGCUUGCAAAAGUGCUCACAUGAUCUGAAAGUGUUACAUUUUAAAAAGUGAAAUUAAAUUUUUAAAUGUAAUUUUUUAAAUCAUCUGAUCUAAUAAAAGAACAUAAGUGUUUCUUGACAAGUUGAAACAGUUUUGUUAUCUAUGUUUGGCCAUUACAGCAAAAAAGUCAUCCAGAAAGCAGGUGCUGUAUAUCAAAUUAGCUUUUUAAAGAAAAUGGUUUCUCUGCAGAAUGCUCUAAGUGAUUGGUUUUGAUUUUGCUCUCUUUAAAAGCUCUAACAUACGUUUCUGUAGUUUCAGAUAAAAAGAAUGGCCUACUCGGUUCCAACACAAAAUUUUGUAGCCAUUUCAGAUGUGCAUCCAAAUCUUGCUCGUCCUGUAGGUCUUGGUGACAUAAGUCUUUUUUGUUCUCCAGUGAAACUGUAUAUCACUAUAUUAUAUUACUGCAAAAUUUUGUAAUUGGUUUGUCUUUAUAUACUCACAGCAUUGGCAUAAUUAUUAGGCACAAAGUAUGUUAGCUUCUCUUUGUGUACCCUCAGAAAGUGAAAACUGAUACUUCUGUUGACCACAGAGUGUGGAUGCCACAACUAUUGAUGUUGACUGGACAGUUCAUUGACUGAAGUAUCAGAGACUUCUUUGUAUUUUCUUUAAAUAGAUGUUGUGUUGAUAAUUUCUACAGAGUCUGCAUUAUAGUAUCACAAUACAUUGGAAAUGUAUUCUUUUGGACUAUGGACACCAGAUUGGAAGCUGUGAGCGUUACUCACAUGGGUAGUCCCAUUCAUGCACAGCUUCCCUUGACUUCCCUUGAGCAUUUGAAAAAAAUGAUAAUUGAGGCAAAAAUUUCCAUCUCUGUCUGUUGUUUCUUAACUAUUAAAUGCAUGUCAGUGUUCCAGAGAGAGCAAGGAUUUGUAAGGAUACUGGUGUAUGUGCAUAUCUCCGUGUACUCUGUACUUAACAAGCACACAUUGCACCUUUCAAUCAGAUCUGCUCAGAGUUGAGCCCCAAGGCAUGCUCAUAAUCUGGAUUCCAUAUUAAAAAUGAAGGUUGAAUAGCCAAACUGCCCGUUACAUCCAAAGAUCUUCAGCUUGGUUCUAUACUGCAACCGUUAAAGCCAGUGGCAUAGCGUGGGGGGUGCAGGGGGGCCGGCCGCACCGGGCGCAACAUCUGGGGGGGGCGCGCUUGCACUCACAGCUCUCUGCCCCUACUAAAAUCCACGGGUUAGGGGGCGCAAAUUACUUGCCUUGCCCCGGGUGCUGACAACCCACGCUACGCCACUGGUUAAAGCAGCUAAAGCUAUGCUGCUUUCUCCUAUUUGUGAUUAGUAAGGUGUAGUAUCUCUUGUUCUGUAUGUGUGCGCUCACAUGCUGAUAGCUGUUACAUUACAAGAGUUGCCAAGGGCCUUGCAUUCCACAUCAGUUCAAGUCCACACCCUCCUGCAAAGCCCCUUGGCAAGGCACAGCUGCAUCAUGCAGGAGUUGCUGAGCACUGGUACAUUUGUACCAACAUCUCUAGCUGCCCAAUUCACAUGGCAGAAUCAAUUCACAGGACCAGUUCAAAGGGAUAAGGCAGGAAUGGGGAACCUGUAGCCCUUCAGAAGUUGGUGGACUCCAGUUGCCAUCAGCCCCAGACAGUGCAGCUAAUGGGCAGUGAUGUUAGGAGCCAUAGUAUAACAAUAUUUGGAGUGCCAUAUGUUUCCCAUUCCUGGGAUAAGGUGCUGUCUUCACCUCGUACAGUAAUGAUGCUGAGACAAUGGCACUGGAUCCCAUACUUCAGUGUUUGCAUUGUGGAGGUUUAGCAUGGGCUGUUGAAACACAAAUGGUAAGAACCAGGACUUAAAAAAACUUUAAAAAAUGUUGCAUACAUAAUAUGGGUGGCAACUACGUACAACACAUUGAAAAUGUAUAUAUAGCUUUAUUGUUUUAUAUUUAUACUCUUCUCUCAUUCAUUUUUGAUAUAAUAAAAAGUAGUAUUAUUUUGCAGAUGGCUGUACUUGUGCGAGUCUUAAACCUCAGAAUAAGACAUUUAGUCUGCAGUCGUAAACAUUCUAAUCUGGAAAAAGUAAGCCUCACUAAACUAAAUGAGGCUUACUUCUGAGUUGACAUAUUUAGGAUUGUCAUGUUAGUCUCAUUACAUUCAAUGUGGAUUACUCUCUCAAGGAAAUGUGCAUAGGAUUGCAGCCUAAGGAUUAUUAAGUAUUUUAGGGACCAACAAGAGAGAGUUUUGGGCUUGAAACUCAGAUGGCUUACUUAAAGUCCUGACAGGGGCAAGAGAAAUAUAUUUGUAUCUCCCAGGACUUUACUGUUCAUCCUCACACAAACGGCACACAUACUACCGUAUCGUGAACUCUUUGUUGAUUUUAACAUAAAAUAAGAGUAGUAAUUUCCUCCUAUCAAAAGUUAAAGAAUGUAUUACAAGGCCAUAGAUUUCUUCAAGGGAUGUUUCUUUGGCACUGAAUUGAAAGCACAUGAAAGAUUCUCUUGUGGGGUGGAUGUAUUUGGCCAAAAGAUUUUAUUUAGUGUAUAGCAUUGAGAGUAUCAAUGUAUGGACCAAGCAAGAAUUUAAUUGUAGUUUUACUUGAUAAACAAAUAAUGCUUUUCAAUCUGGAAAAGAAAUAUGGUUUAUUUAAUGUCAGACAUUAAGUAAUUCAUAUUGAAGGAAGCUAGUAGUAGACUUUAUAGUGUGUGACUUUAUAGUGUGUGACUUUAUACAUGUGAAUCAGGAAGUUUUAAACAUUUGACGUUUUAUUAUGUUUUUAUAUUCUGCUAAAGAAACCCAGCCAGAUGGGUGGGGUAUAAAUAAUAAAAUUAUGAUCAGUAUUAUUAUUAUUUAUAAAAGAACUAGCUCAAAUAAAAUAAAUUCUACAACAUUAUUUCAAAUAAUAUUAUAUAUAACUGAAGCACUAUGUCACUGUUUUAAGUUAUGUGAAUGCCAAAGGUCAAAAUGAAGUAAGAUGAAGAUAUAGAGCAAAAGUAACGAGUUUGGAAAGUGUCAGCAGAAAAUCCUGACAAAUGGACACAGAAGUUUAUUUUCUCCUUUUGAUUGGUUAAAUGGUAUAACUAAAAUAUCUCAGAAUUAAGGAUAUCUAAAAGAGGUUUAGGAAUAUUUCUCAAGCUUUUAAUUUGAAAUUAUGGAAUUUCACUUUGUUAAAAGAGUCAAAUAAUGUUGUAAAUAUAAAUUUUAAGAAGACUUUGAAAUAAAUACUAUUGUACGCAGAGUCUUAGAACAUAUUUGGGAUUCCAAGAACCAGCUCUCUAUUAUCAGCAGAACUAUACACAAGAUAUUCUGCGAUUUAAUUAAAUUACUGUGAGUUAGGAAAUGAAACAUUUUGAAUGCGAAUUAAUAGAAUGCACUUUAAGAAAGCUUUCAAAGACCUGAGGGAAUUAUAUUUCAUUGCAAACAUACCCUGAGUGAACUUAUCCAGAUAAAUGCUGGAAUAGUUUUCUUGCCCCAUCUAGUGACUGAAAGGCACAUUGAAAUCUGCAAGUUUUCAACAGGUGUCUUGUUCAUUCUGUUUUCCUGAAACCCAAUUCAAGAAUGUAAUGUGGUGUGCUGGUUUGGGGGGGGCAGCGAGUAAAGCUAAGAGACCUAAUGUUUGGAGUCCUUUUAGGACAGGACUUCUUAUCUUUGGGGGUGUUUUAAACUAAGCCAGCCAAUUCAUUAAACAUUACAGUGUUAUUGUUUCAACACUACUGAUACAAAUCUGCAAAAGAAUCUUUGUUUGGUGGUAGUUGUUGCCUUUAAGCAUAGGUAUAUCCUCUAAAAAUCUAAAUAAAUGCAUAUUUUAAGGGCUUAAUGCACAACAUACCCAAAUUCAUUUAUUGCUUCCCCAUGCACCUACGUUUUAAAAAAGCAUAGCAGUUUCUGAGAAAGGGAAAAUUCAUGUAGAGAAGUGGUAGAAAGGGAAAGUUUAUGGAACCCCUACCUUCCUUCUGUGUCACUGUUCACAACUGCCAUCUUGGGGAGCUGAUUUAGCUUAGCAAAAAUGACUGUUGUUUAACUUAGCAAAAAUGACUGUAUGUAACAUGCAGCUAGCUACCCUGCUGAGAGUUCAUGAUGGUAUAAUAAAAAAUAGGAGUUUCUUUAAUAGUGAAGAAAAAUAGAAAUGCUCCUUUUAUGCCAUUGUGCAGACAUGGGAAAUCACAUGGCCUCCAUCUGUCAUGGAUACUUUAGUUGAGAUUCCUGCAUUGCAGGGGGUUGUACUAGAUGACCCUUGGGGCCCGUUCCAACUCUAUAAUUCUAUAAUUUAGAUGACUCAGGAACUUGUACCCUAAUUGGUUUGACUUUGACAUGCCCUUAGCCUAUUCCGCAGUGUGCAUAAGCUGCUCACUGCCAGUGCAAGUGACAAAAAAGUGUAUGUUUUCAGGUAAACAUUUUCCUUACAGAGACAGACAGAUGUGGGGUCUUUAUAUUAUUUCCCAGUCUUCAUCUUUUAAUAUAUUGAGAAAACCACUUAGGUUGUUAAUUUAUUGAUGCUUCUGUAGAAUAAGUGCAUUAAAAUAAAAACAGUUAAAUAUGCUUUUUAUUACUGAAGGACAAGAGAGUCUGUGAAAUCAAAUACAUCCUGUACAUCUGUAUUUGAUGUAUAUAUUCUGUAAUCUCUUUUUCCCCCCAGAGUAUAAUUGGUAUGGUGAUUGGGAAAACAGAUGCCAAAGGCUUUCCAGACAGAAAAAGUAAAGUUCUUUUAAGCCACAAAUUCUCUUUUUUUCUGGCUCUAUCUUCAAUCGGUGGUUUUUCUAACCAAAAAGCAUGUGUAUCAACUGGUGGGGAUAUUUUAUGCAAAAACUAUAUUGAAAUUAAAGUGUAGAUUAACAAAGCUCUAAGAGAGAGUAACAACAUGUUAACUGAAACAAGCAUCUCAUCAACUUUAUCCCUUGCUGAAACCUGGCUUAACAUUUUUAAGGGCACCUGCAUCUGCUAGGGUUAGUUAACAUAGCACUGAAUUUCCCACUAUUUUAUAAGCAUCUGACGAUAUCUGAUGAUAGUGGAAUAUUUCAUUCCAUGCAAAGUUUUUGCCAAAACAAUGAGGCACUUGCACUGCUGGUCUCUGCAUAAACUGCAAUUGAACCAGCCAUGGCACCAUUUUUCUCCCAUUCAUGAAAAUAUAAUAUUUUAAUUAAAAAAGGAGUGACCUCUAGUGGUAGUUAAUGAGAUUGUUGUCCUUUGCUUUAUACUACUUGUCGGGAACUUUUGGCCCUACAGAUGUUGCUGAACUACAACUCAUUCCCAGCCACUGACCAUUUGCUGGGGUAGAUGAGAGUUGUAUUUCAGCAACAGCUGUAUGGCCAAAAGCUCCCCUCACCUGCUUUAUACCUGUUUCUCAUUAAGUGAUCCUUUGUCCAAAUCCAGCUUGUCAAGCUUUUACAGCCACUCCUCUUCCUCUCUUAUCAUCAUUUCUUUGCUCCUGCUGCUGCUGCUGGCACCCCAGCACUGACCUCUAUAUUUCUUUAUCAUAUGCCAUAUGCACAUCAUAAGGGAAAAUGGCGGCUGAUACUAUGGUGAUGACAGCCUCCACAACCAAUAGGUGUCUGAGACAGAUGACAGUUCUGAAGUCAAUUUGAUUGAGGUGGGCUGUUUUCUGCCAUGACUUAACACUGGGCAGAAUGUAACAAUAAGUACACAUAAUAUUUUCAUGUGUCUUACGCGGAAUUAAAACUUUUAACUGGAUUCUAAAACUGUCUCUGUUUCUUGUCACUGCAGAUAUUGGAUCAGAAAGGUACACUUUUAGCUUCACUGUCCGCGAUUCGCCAUCUUAUUUCAUAAAUGUACAUUCUUGGGGAAGAGAGGACUAUAUUAAAUCACUUUCAGAAAGCUUUAGAGUUGGUGACUGUGGUGAGCUGGAGUUUAUUCCGAACAUAUUUCAAUUUCAGUAUGUUUCCCUUCUCUUUAAAUCAGUAUAAUGUGUUGUGGUCCUAGUGUGUUAUCCUUCAAAGAGUUGUGGACUAUUUAAUUGGAACCAAAUUUUUUAGUUAGAUUGAGUGAGAGGGGGAAAAGUAAACUAAAAAGAACCAACAAGAUUCAAUCUAAUAAAGCUGUCAUCAAGAGACAUGGACUGAAAAAGUAAUCUCCCAGAUUCCCUCUCAGAUGCUAAGUUUUUACUGUUUCAGUCUUCUAAAAAUGGUGCAUAAAUUUAAUAAUAAUAAUAAUCCAGCCAGAUUUAAGCAGUUAAGGCUGAAAUUGUAUGCAGGUACCCAGGAGUAAAGCUGACUGAAAACUAUUAGAACUGGAUUGCCAGUGUCUUGCUGAAUGAACUUGUAAGCAGUUAUUUAAAUCCAUACUUAUGUGGCUUUCCACUGUUUUCCCUUUUAUAGUCAUAAUUGAAAAUCCUUUAGUUCAGACAAAAGAGGCUGAAAAGGAAGAAAAAUUCAACGCUACUACUCCUAGGUAACUGUAAAGUCAGAAUCUUAUACCCUAAAUAAGACUAAAACAUGUAUACAAGUGGCAUAUUCAGAUUCUUGAUACCAGAUGAUACAGAUGUUACUCUUGAAAAAUUUAUAUAGCUGUCUGGCAAGGGAUUAGUUAGUGUCCUCCACUAAUGCUACAAAAUGACCUGACAGCCAAGCAACACCAAACAGUUACUGAUUAGACAUUGUGUCCGGAUUUUCACUUUUUGAAAUAUGGCAAUUCUAACAUCUCUUAACUCUGAAACUAUCGUAAUACCCUGUACUGCAGCAUAGAAAUGAAUCUUAAACUCAGGGCUCAUCCACACUUACCUUUUGCCCUGUGCUUUCUAGGAACAGGUCCACAAUUUAAAGUGCUGUAUUUGAGGGCCCCCCCCCUUUUUUGCCCUGGCACUUUCCCUGAGAAAACCUGCUCUUUAAUGCUUAAUCAAAACAAAUGUCAGUUUGUGUCUCCAUAGAUUGCCAUUUGCUCUGAUUCAGCAGUAAAGAGCAGGGUUUCACAGGGAAAGUGCAGGGCAAAAAAAGCAGGCACAGAGCUUUAAAGCAUGGAUGCAGCACAAAAGGAAGUCUGGAAGAGCCCUCAGUCGACGUAUAUUAGGUAUUAUUUGGCUCCAUUCAAUGUAAGUAUAUUGCGUAGAAAACUGCAAAACCCCUGCAUUUUGCAGAGCCUCAGAAACUGAGUAAUUGAUACAUCAAACUGGGGUUCAUAGUUAAUACCCCAAAAUCCAAAAUUGUCUGAAUCACUUCGAACUGGUGCCAAAGUUUUGCAGUGGUUUUGCAGCAGUUGUACUCACACCAACUCUGUGAGACGGAGAGAUAGUGAGUGGCCCAAGAUUGGCUGAUGGCUAUUUGUAUGGGGACUCUAUCAAUUACAUCACACUGGCCCUGUAUUUGCUGAAUUACAGCUUUUUUCAAGUCUUGUUUUGAGCAACCUUAGGUGUUAACGGCUCUUAAAGUACCUUCAGUUACUCACAACAGAUAGCUGAAUUGCAAUGUCAAAAGUAUUUCUUAUUGCAACACUAAAAUAUGCAGAACUAUCUGCUUCCAGAGCUUAGAGUAGGUUAAUCAUCCAUUUCUCCCCCCACCCCAUGAAGCGGUGUCAGUGUCAACUCUGCCUGCCAAUGACUUGACUUCUGUUUGUACAAAGAAGCCACUAUUCUCUGGUAUCAAUUGUAAAGUGCUUUUCACAACUUCAGUAUAACAUCAGUAUUACAAUAACCCAUAACAAUUCAGAGUUCGUCAUAUAGGAAAAAGCCUUUAGUAGUGAUGAGUAAAGUAUUGUUUGUGUUGUGCAUGUCAGCUGCUACAAACUGCUCCUCAGUGAGAAUCAUUCCGUGGUUAAAAUCUGUCCCCACUAUGAAGUUGACACCAAACUACUGUCCCUGUUGAAUCUACCUGUGAAGAACCCUCAAGAUUUUUACUCUCUGGCGGACAUUGCAGCCAAUGGACAGAGCCUGGAAGGAAGAAUCAUUAAUAUUCUUGCAGCUGUCAAGUCGGUAAGUCAGAAAAACUGUAACAUAUUGGAGAGCUUCUACUGUAGCCCGGUGGUCAAAUUAAUUUAUGUAUAGUUAAGGAUUUAUUGGACCAUCUCUGAUUGGAGUUGUCUCCUUUUGUCUUGGUCAGCAGCCAGUUGGCUUGAUUUAAUGCCAAGGAAGGUUUGCAAGUAAUAUUAAUGAAAAAUUUCAUAAACAGCACAUUUCACAAAGCCUUCAUGUACCUAGGCUGGCACCCUGAAACAGCACAAUAAAAGGAAGUUUAUUUAAAGUCUUUUGACAUUCACACACAGAUUAGUUUUUAACUAUAAGAUUAAGCAUGAAUGCUAAAUUGGUUUAUUGAUUUAGCACAUGUCUCACUGACCCUUCAUCUUUGUCCUCUUAAGAACGUAGGAAGAGCCCUGCUGAAUCAGCGCACAGGCCAAUCUAGCCCAGCAUCCUGUUCUCAUAGUAGCCAACCAAAUACUUAACGCAUGGGUAGGCAAACUAAGGCUCAGGGGCCGCAUCUAGCCCAAUUGCCUUCUAAAUCCAGCCUGUGGACAGUCCGGGAAUCAGCGUGUUUUUACAUGAGUAGAAUGUGUCCUUUUAUUUAAAAUGCAUCUCUGUGUUAUUUGUGGGCCAUAGGAAUUCGUUCCUUUUUUUUCUUUCCAAAAUAUAGUCUGGCACACCACAAGGUCUGAGGGACAAUGGACCAGCCCCCUGCUGAAAGAGUUUGCUGACCUCUGACUUAAGGGAAGCCCACAAGCAUGACAUCGGCACAACAGCACUUUUGCCACUGAUAUUCAGGAAUAUGCUGCCUCCAACAGUGGCGGUUAAACAUUGCUGUCAUAUAGCAUUAAGAACAUGAAACACUUUAAGUUUUCUUUCUUACAUACUCCAUUCAACGAGGGCACAAUCCAUUAAGAAGUUCUCUUGUACAGGCCCCAUUGCAAUUAGCAGGACCUAUACAUUACCAUGCUAAAUGCCAUGGUGAUUGCUGUGUGCAAAUGCCAUCCAAAUCUAUCAAACUGCGCUACUUACUUGGUAUCACAAAUCACACUUGUCUAUACAAGUUUCUGGCAUCUUCAGUUAAAAAAAAAGCUGAGUCUACAAGUGAUGAGAAAUACCUCUCUCUGCCCAAUUGCUACUCAGAGUACACAGUACUGGACUAUAUGGUCCACAGGUCUCACCUGAGUUCGUAUAAGGCAGCUUCAUAUGUUUACCAGAGUGGGGGGUAUCUGCAAGUCUCCAGCCUUAUGUUCGCCACCAGUUAGUGAUUAUCUCCUGCAAAUAUCAUUUUUUCCAGCUGAUUUUCAAGAAUUCAGUUGGGCUUACUUUUUAUUUUGGAGACCCAGUUGGAAGAGGGCAGGCAAUAAGGAAUGAAUAACAUUUAUAGGAAUCAGCAAGCAAAGGGAGGCUUAAGUACCCACUCUUACCCACUGUUAUCUCCCCUAUAAGUGCCUCAGAGGAAAACAUGGGGUUUGGUGAUCUAUAUCUCUCCUUACAGUGUGCAGUUCUUAGAAAGUUACUAUGGUAAAUUUCUACUCUAUUGCUUUUCUACUCUAUUGCAAGAGUACUCAUGUAGUCUUUUGAAUGUAAAAAUGCAAUAAACUGGUGCAGAGCUGCUUACUCUCCUUCAGCAAUGCCCUACCAUUUUGCAAGUCCUUCGUUAGAUUCAUUUUUCUGUGAAGAAUGAGGUGCACAUGCAUACCGAGAGACUUUAAUUGCAGCCAGCCCUGCUGAAGUGUUUGUAGUGCGGACCAGUGGUGGAAGCUACCCAUUGUGACUGCUGGGGCAGAAGCCAGGGAGGCUAAGAGUAGGCAAAACCAGGGCCAGCGGCAGGCAAACCCAGCGCAUUCUAGUUUUGUCCCCACCUUCCUCCCUACAAGAGCAAUAAUGAUACUAAGGGGGAAGAAGCUGGCAGCCAAUGUCCCCCCCCCCCCCCGGACCUGUUGUAAGUGCAAUUACAAAAGCUGGGCACCACCUCUCUGCCGAGCGGUAGCAAAAUUACAGGGGGUUUGAGGCAUUCACCCUGGGGUUGUGCUCCUUUGGAGAAUUGAAAACAUGGUGGAUACUGUUGUACCUUUAAGAAAUAUGGUUUAUCAACAUAUUUACACAUUCAGUCUGCAUGAAGGGAGUCCAGAUUUUACAGAAAGGUCAUUUCAAGAGGGGGUUGUUCCCCAUAGCAGUAUAGCACUGGAGGCAAAAGUAUUUCUCCUAGCCAACCCGCCCAAAAUGCAUCUCAGUCUUUUUUCUCCCUUCCUUUUCCCAGCACACCUUGCUAAAACACUAUUUUCCUGUCACCCCACACCUAGCUACCCUGCCAAUCUGUCUACUCAGGCCAAAGAUUCCUCUUAGAAUGGACCACCAACACCUUUGUCAUGUUAAUGUCUCUAUCCCAGGUGAGGCACUGGCUUGGAAGAAAGCUUAGCCUGUACUUUUCCACUGGCCUCCAGUUCUUCCCUUCAAUACUCCAAAAACCAAAAUUCUACCAUUUAUUAAUCUCUAGGCUUUGGGGGGUCCCCUCCAAUCUAUAACACCACAAAGGGAGUCAGGUGGCAGCUGGCUAAGGGCAAAGUGAGGCAGUCUAAUAGACCAGACUUCACUGGUAUAGAUAGCAGAGACAUAAAUAUGGGGAUACAUUAUUGCUUUUGACAAGGUUGGUGUGUGCGCAAGAUGAAGAUUGCAAAUCAUUUGUUGUUCACUUUACAAAGGUUGGAGAACCAAAGUACUUCACUACUUCGGACAGACGAAAGGGUCACAGAUGUGAAGUAAGGCUGUAUGAUGAAACUGAAUCUUCCUUUGCAAUGAUAUGGUAAGGUGUAUUCUAAAUCACAACCCAACUAUACCCAUUAAUACAAAAAUAAGAGGCUACACUGAACGUAAGUACAUAUUGCUAUCAUUAAUUGAAGCUUCUUAUUAAUUGUGUGGUGUCUCUGAUGAUACAGCAGCAUUCAUUUAAUGGCAGCAAUAUCCAUUAACUUCUAUAACAUACAAGGCUGUCCAAUAGAAUGGUCUUGAAUAUAUUACCCAUUUCUAUGAGUUAUUGACAAUUUCUCCCCUAAGGAGAGGCAGAGUGAAACAAAGCUGCAAAUCAAUUACAAAAGGUCAUGUGGAGAUGAGGAAAUAAAAGAAGCCAUUUAGUCAGUGAGACCACUGAUGAUCAUACCUGUUCAGAGCAACAUAUUGUCAAGUAGCAACUAUAGAUUAACCUUUGUAUAAAUGCUUAUCAUCAAGACUUUUAUACAUUAAAAAUGCUUCAAAAAAUUUCUUAGAGAACGUGUAGCAAAUACUGUAUUAAGAAUGUAAGAGGAGCCCUGGUUAAGAUUUCUCUUUCAAGAGAAAACUAAAUAAACACCACUGCUCUUUUAGAAAAACCAGAUUACCUAGACAGAGAGGGAAGAAUAUGGAUAGAAAAAGAGCUUUUAAUUUUUCAGUCCUUCUUGUGUCUGGGCCAAGUGACAUUUCCAUGUUCUGAAGCCACAAGUGCUCUGCUGUUCCAAUAUGCAGAUAAAGCUCAAUGAACAUAGAAGGUGCUCUCAUCUUUAUCAGCUAGUGAACAUUCUGGGAACAUACAUUUUCAUAGACGAGAAUGGAAAGCUUCUGCAUGUGUGGGGAUUUGAAUUUGAAUUUUGAAACAAGCUUUAUUAUGGUUGUACACACUCAACAUAUAAAUAUAGGUUAACGUUUCAAAAACUGGAAUGUAAAUUGGUUAGGUGCAGACCAACUGCUGCUAUGCAUGAGACAUCCUGCUGCGUGCAAGACUGACAUCUGAAUCCACAAGUAUUAUAAUUUUGCUCACUUUCCCUUAGUCACUCAGCCACUUGGUCACAGCCAUGAUGCUUUUUGUAUAGUUUUGACCUGUGCUCUUACGCUUAUAUAGUCUGGGUUCAGCAUAUGCCUCAUAAAGAGGGAUUCCCUGAUCCAGGUGUCAACCUCUUAUAAAUAGGACCUCCACACUUGCUCUGCAGUUCCCUUCCUGAGUGCUUGUGACUGCUUGUUUUCAGAGGCAGAGUAAGAUAUAUCUAUUUAGCAAUUUGCUCAGCACCUAUUCUGCCUUAAACCAAAGGAAAAGCAGUGCCCAACCUGGUGAUUACAGAAUGAACAAUGCAAGUAGGGGACUGCAACCUAAGAUGGGGAAAAGGUGGUGGUAAGGAACACUGAGCUACUUUAAAUGAAUUCAUAUCUCCAGGGCCUGAUGAGUUACUGAAAUGUGCUCUACAUGGGGCUACCUUUGAAGGUGAUUCAGAAACUACAACCAAUACAGAAUGCAGCUAGGACCUGAACCAAUGGAUCCAAGUUACAAGAAAGAAGAUCCUGAUUAAAUUCAGGAAGAACUUUCUGAAAGAGCUGUUUGACGGUGGAAUAAACUUCCACAAGAGGUGGUGGACUCUCCUUCCUAGGAGGGUUUUAAGCAGAGGUUGGAUGGUCACCUGCCACGUAGGUUUUAGUUGAGAUUCCAGCAUUGCAGGGCAUUGGACUAGAUGGUCCUUGGGGUACUUUCCAACUCUACAAUUCUAUGAUUCUUUGACAUUUGUUACUUUUUAUAUUGUUGUAUCAUUUUAAUAUUUGGAAGUUGCCCUGAUACAAGAGUGUCAAAAUAUUCUAUCAACACAAAUAGAAAAUAUUAACAUUUUAAACAAAUAAACAUUUGUAUUAAUUGAAUGCUACUAUUUUUCUAGCUGGGACAAUGAAUCUAUCCAGCUUGCACAGAGCUGGAUGCCACGAGAAACAGGUACUUCUCAGUUUUUUAUAUAUAGUAUUUUUGCUGAGGUUAUCACUCGUGUAAAGCUUUGCCUGUAAUAACAAAAUAAUAAUAAAUAAUAUUUUUCUUCCCAGUAAUAUUUGCAUCAGAUGUAAGAAUAAAUUUUGACAAAUUUAGAAAUUGCAUGGUUGCAACUUUACUCUCAAAAUCCAUCAUUACUACUAAUCCCGGUAAGACACAAUUCUAAAACCUUGUUAAAUUGUCAUAGAAUGCCUUAUAUUAUCCUAAUGCUUUUAUUGAAAAUUUAUCUAUUUAUUUAAUAUAUUUAUAUUCCAUCUUUCUCCCAAGUUGGUAUUCAGGGCAGCUUAGAACAUUAAAAUAUGAUGGCUUAGGACUUUAAACACAGUUCUACUUGUUUAAAACCUACAGAAUAAUUCCCUGCCCAUUUACAACAUUGAGUUUCUUUAUGGCAAUAGUUUAAUACCACCUGUUUUACUAAGUGCCCAGCUCUAUAUCUAUCAGUACUUUCUUUUUUCUUCUUUGUACAUUUCAAAAGUUCCAUCUGAACUUCUAUUUCCUCCUAAACCCUCACCUGUGUUCAGUCUAUGAUCCUUAUCUAUUCACAAUGCUACAAUCCAUCUUGUUGAACAGACACAAAGCCUUGGCUUUCUUUAAUUUUCCUUUAUUCCCCAUAUUUAGUCCAUUCUAUGUCAUUACCGUGGGACGCGGGUGGCGCUGUGGGUUAAACCACAGAACUUAGGACUUGCCGAUCAGAAGCUUGGCGGUCCGAAUCCCUGCGACGGGGUGAGCUCCCAUUGCUUGGUCCCAGCUCUUGCCAACCUAGCAGUUCGAAAGCAUGUCAAAGUGCAAGUAGAUAAAUAGGUACCGCUCCGGCGGGAAGGUAAACGGCGUUUCUGUGUGCUGCUCUGGUUCUCCAGAAUUGGCUUUGUCAUGCUGGCCACAUGACCUGGAAGCUGUACGCCGGCUCCCUCGGCCAAUAAAGCGAGAUGAGCGCCGCAACCCCAGAGUCGGUCACGACUGGACCUAAUGGUCAGGGGUCCCUUUACCUUUACCUUUAUGUUAUUACCAUCCUCACACUACUCAGCCAUCUGGAGAUGUGCUCCUUCCUUCAUUCACUCACUCUUGGAGCUACCUCCUAAAAAAAUGAGAUGCUACUUCCCCCUUUUCCUUCAAAACCCAUCUUUUAUAAAGCUUUUGGUAGAAUUCCUAGUCCCGAUGCCCUGCUGUAAACUAAGUACUUAAUAGAAACAUUUUCUGUUCCUGUUUACCCGUGCCUCCAUUUCCUUCUUCUCCCAGUUGUCUCUCCCUUUGAUGAAUUAUAGAUUGCAAGUAUUCCGAGUAGUACCCUGUCCUCUUGUCCUCUGUAAGGCACCAUACACAUUGAUAAUGCUCUAUGUAUCUAUAAAUAAAUAUUUGUAUAGAAAAUACGUGCCUUCAUGACAUAUCUUUAGGUCCCAGGCAAAAACAUUCCUCUUCUCCCAGGCCUUUGCCUAAUUAAACAAUCUAUGGCCUUUUAAACUAGGACGGGGUAUUGCUCCUUUGUUAUUAUGUAUAUUUGUGCUUUUAUACUGUAAACUGCACUGUGAUCCUCAAAUGAAGGGCAGUAUACUUAACUUGCUUACUUAAUAAAUAAAUAAAUAAAUUUCAGUCCCACAUGUCCUUAUUAAAAAGGAUAUAAUGUAUUAUGACUGGGAAAGACCUCUGCCUAUAACAAUGGAGGGCUACUUCCAGAAAGAUUAGACAAUUCUGGGAUAGAUGGUAUCUCAAUGUAUGAUCUUAAGGCACAUGAGGCCACCACCUUGCUGAAGCUAAGCAGGUCUGGGUCUGACCUCGGAGUCCAUGACAGAAGAAAGGUGGAAUAUAUGUGUAAGAAAAUACAUAAAUGGAUCAGCCACCUGCUUUACUAUAAGGUGGUCUUAUAGGUUUCAUCUCUAUCAACAAUCCUAUAUGUGUUAAUUCAGAAGUAAAUCCUGUUGACAUCAAUGGACCAAAUGCCUUGUGUGUAAAGAAUUACAGCAAUGUCUUUUCUGUAGCAGACAUCAACCAAAUACAUGGAGCUAACCAUUUAGCUAAAAAAACUCCCACAAACUAUUUUGGCAUUAUGCAAGUUUACCUUUAUUAAUACUGCUUUGAAAAAUAUUUUUUCAAGAUACACCAGAAGCAAUCAGUCUACACAACUUUAUAAGAGAAAGUGCAGAAAUGUUAGAUUUGGAUGAUGAAAUGGGAGAUCAUUUCAGAGAUUCCAUAAAUGGUGAGUGUUUACCAAGUAGUCCUUUAAUCUGAUAGAAAUUUUUUUAAAAAUUGUCCAGUAGCACCUUAGAGACCAACUAAGUUUGUUCUUGGUAUGAGCUUUUCUAAGGCUGGUGGACUUCCAUUUCAUGCAGCUCAACGUGGUGCCUUCCAUGGUUCUAGAUUCAGGUAUCUGAAUAAUCUGAUAGACUGCUAUAUAUUGCUUAAGGCCUCAAUUCUGGAUUUACCCUUCUAAAUGCAAACAGUUCUCAGAACACAGGCUAACUUUUUUGUUUACUGGGAUUUUUUUAAGGACAGCAUGUAUUCAAAGUUAUUGCCACAUACUUCAGAAGCAAAUGUAUGUUAAAAGUUCUCAUGUACAAUCCAUUUGAUGCUGCGUGCCAUUCUGAGAACUAUUAACUGGGAAGUAUGCUAUAAACAGGGAAGUGUUCAGCUAUCAUGGCUCAGAGAAUAAAGAGUGGACUUCAGUCUGGGAAAUCAUAAAAAUUAAUUAAAGUUUAACUGUUCUGGUUAUAAUACAAAUGAAUAACAGAGUCUUUUCUGUCCAAUGACAUAUUAUGAUUUUAAAUGUUUUUUUCUUAUGGUAAACUAUAUUUUAUUGAAGUCCAAAGUCCACUAGUCAGUGGGAAGUUUUUUUCUGUCUUUAAACUUCAGAUCAAGUCCCUUUUUUAAAAGACAAUCUUACUUCUUUUACUGUUAUCUUUAGUACAGGCAAUAGUUGAUGUUUAUACAGUGGAGCAAUUAAAGAUUAAAGCUUUGCAAAAUGAGGGAAAAUUGGAACCUUUCUAUGGCAUUAUUUUUGCCUACAUUUCUACGCUGAAUAUUGAUAAUGAGACAACUAAAAUAAUACGAAACAGAUGGUAAGCACCUCAUUAAGUGUCCUGGACAUUUAUCCUGCUCCUCACUCCCAUUCCAAAUCAGCUUGAAAAACGUCAAUCUCUCUAUUCCUCAAACCACUUUUUCCUCCUAACUCAGCAUCAAAGCCUUUUCUGAAGUACUCUAACCUUAUCUAACUUGCAUGUCCAAAGAUUCUUUGCUCUUCAGUCAUCCUUCUUUCUUGCCUUUGAGCCAAGAUAGCAUGUCUAUUCUAUAUUAUACAUUCUAUUAUUGUACACUCAUAAACAAAAAGCAUAUAAAAACAAUGUGACAAUUUCAUCAGAUAUAAUGAAUAGGUAUGUUAGAUGCGUAAUAACUAAACACACGUUCAUUCAUUUAAAAUCUUGCCCUCUUUUCUUUUCUGCAGUAGCAAGUGCCACUAUGUGGUCAAUGAAAGAACAAACUCAUGCUCCUUCUGUAGCAGCUUUGUCUCCUCCUCAGAUGCCACACUACUCUUUGCCAGCUUUGAUGUACUAGUUGAUCUGACAGACCACACAGGCACUCUCCAUUCUUGCAAUCUUUCAGACACAGUGGCUGAAGAAGCUUUAGGCUGCACGGUAAGAAUGUAUUAGAAAUUGAUCUCUUCUACUCAGGUUUAUGGUUCAGGUUGUGUUUAGAACCAAUCGAGAGCCUGAGGUUUAAUGCAUUGCACCAGUACUGCAUCUGAUGAAAUAGACUCUAGCCCCCAAAAAGUUAUGCUACAAUAAAUUUACUGAUCUUUCAAGACCCUUCAAGGCUUGCUUGGUUUUGCUGUGAACCUACUGUAUGUAUGCACUUCUGAAAACACUCAUCUUCCUUUUGACUCAUGCUUCACUUCAUGCUUGUGUGCAUUGCAUAUCAAUUAAGUUGUGGUCACUCCAUUAGGUCCAGGAGUUCCAGACUCUGACAGAGGCUCAAAAAACAGCCCUAAAAUGGCACCUUCUUCUAGAACGAAGCAAAAUUUAUUUUAAAGUAAGUACAGAAAUAAGGAAAUACACACCUAAAUGAGCACCAUUCUCCAUGACAACCCUCACCCUAUUAACAUCUUCUGGUGGAAUUAUCAAAGUUUCUUUUAGUGAAUCAAGAACUGAGAUUUGAAAAAGGCGUUUUCUAUGAUUGCCAAUAAUAUAGAUCAGUUUAUCCAGCAAGUUGUGCAGGAGGCAACACCAACCAACUUUGGAGGGGCAGGUGGGGGAAUUGUCAGCUUGUACAUUUUCUGGUAGAUAACAGAUUUCUGCAUGUAACUGCUCAUCCAAGUGGAUGAAGUUAAAAGUAGCUAGUGUGUGUGUGUGUGUGUGUGCGCGCGCGUGCGCGCGCGAAGAUUUUCUGUGAGAAAACAAGGUCAGAAGGACUAAUAGCCCUCUCCUGCCCAUCUUCUCCUUCAAACUGCCACUGCACAACAUAAUAUGUAGUUCUAAAUUUAUAUAAAGUUGCAUUAUCUUCUUGCAAACUGUAUUUUUUGGAGAAGUAUUUUUUUUUUAAAAAAAUCUAAUUUACUUCAAUAGGUUAUUAUUUCGCCCAAUUCACGAACCGGACUGAGAGUUAGUUUGCUUUCUUGCAAACUAGCAGAUCCUGUGGAGGCCAGUCAAAAUCUGCCUGGAAAAGACCUACCUUGCCCAGCUUCAGAACAGCUGGAAGGAGUCUAAGUUGUUGUAAUAUGGUGAAUUUACAUUGGGGGGGGCGUUGCAUUCUCAUUGCAAAGAUGCUAGAAAGUGUGCUUUAUCAUUCAUGUUUUAAAACUGUGUACUAUCAUUUAAGGAAGAGUUUACCUUAGUCCAUCCGUCACCAAAUUGGUGUCCAGCUCCCAACAGUUGGAACUGAUGAGACCUAGUCCAAAACAUGGUGGAUUUACAAGGCUGGCAAAGGCAGCCUUAGUCUGACUCAAGAGACCUAGAUAUACGAUCUACAUUCUUUUUAAAACAAAGUUUUCAUUCCAUGUAUAACAUAUUUGAGUAAAAAUAUACUUAUGAAAUUUA
Molecule: messenger RNA, 21949 nt
Organism: Podarcis lilfordi (Lilford's wall lizard)
Lineage: Eukaryota; Metazoa; Chordata; Lepidosauria; Squamata; Lacertidae
Source: the annotation of a GenBank genome assembly